AAUGCAGAUAAAGACAUCAUGAAGGUGGUCUAUAGAAAAAAAUUAAAACGAUAUAUAUGUUUUUCUGUAACGUAAAGAUAAUUCAAACAAUAUAUGUUUGAAGAAGUUAGAUCAAGAAAAGAGAUUACAUGGAGAAAUGAUGAGCCUUGUACAUUAUGAUGUAUGCCACCUCCUCCUGAGAGUUUAGUGAUAUAUAUCCUCUUACCGUUGAAGGCUCGUGUUCUCAUCAUUGUUUUGAACCCCUUGCCAAUUAAAUAUGUGUUAAUAAUGGUAUUCUCGAGUUUUUUUUAAUACACAAAUAUGUGAGCUUUAGAGUUGUAAUUAAGUCUUUGUUGUGUAUGUGUUAUAAUGGAGCUGACUACUCUCUUGCUCGACCCAUAUAAUGCCCAGAGUAUGCGCUCCUGCCUUUGUGGAUCAACACCAGAUUAUAAACUCCGUUCAUGUGAGACGAAAUACCUACAUAGGCAAAGGUCAAGAUAAAGUAAGCAGAUAUGAUCACGUAGUUUACUACUUGCUUUGGAAGAAUUGCUUACGCUGAAGAAGCCAGCAACAACUCUCUGCCUCAUUGUUCUCUCUUUGGUCAUUUCAGCUAUGGGAAGAGAUUUUCAACUGUAUGACGUGGAGAUUGAGGAAAAGGCCAACUAUGAACCCUGGAAUGUCCCGCUGAUUUCCCUUGAGAGUAAGCUGAAUGAUGAAGCUGUUGUUGGUCAUCCUUCAACGGUUGAAAUGCUUGAAGAUGGAUCGUGUGACCGUGUUUUGUGUAGUCAUAUCAAGUCACUUGUUGUUCCAAUGUUUGAUUGUGAUGUGAAGCCAAAACCAUCUAAAUCCAAGAACAAGAAACCACACAUGCCUUUACAUAAAUCAUCAAAAUCAAAGAAAGUUUCGCCUCUUCCGUAAAGACAAGGUGCUUCUCUGCUCUAAGUGGCCAGAAGAAAGUGAUGAUAGAGAAGACGAAAGAGAAGGUUGUGUUGCAUCCCUCUGAAAGUUGUCUUCAGUAGGAUAAACGAAGCAGUGAAGGGGUCAGCAAGACAAGUGCACAGAACAUUACCUAUCUACAUGAUGAGAUGAGUUUGGUCUCUGGUUUGUUUUCUCCUUUCUCACCUCGGUUCAAAGGUGAAUAGUCCAGUUUAGCAGGUGAUGGAUGGUUUAGUGUACAGUACAGAGAUAUCUUAGCUUUAUGAGACAGAAUUAGAGCAAAGAAUAUGGAAGUAAAGUUGUAUAUGUAAAUAUUAGCAAUAGCAACAGCAAUAGAAGACAUUUGCUACAAAUUGUAUGUUGUGACUCUUGAAAAGUUCUUGCCAACCUGAGAUGGAGAAGUAACUCUUUAUAGAUCUUUUGUUCUUUUCUUUUUCUUUCUGCUUUAUGUUCACAUACACAGCAUCCCUAUUUGAUAGACUAACUUGUAGUUUAUAAUGCAAAUUAAGUUUCUUAUGACUGGACUCUAUAAAGACACACCAAACUCUAUAUUUACUUGUGUUUUGGUCAACGGUUUUGCAAAAAAUAACUGAUCAAAAGGUAAGUCAUAGUACAAGUUUUAACCGGAACAUAUAGAUUCCAUAUGCCAAAGUAACGAGAAGAGAAGAAUAUGCGUUGACAAAGUCAAACGUCAACGAAACCAGCAUGUUACUGACUUGGCUUACACGUCUUUUACCUGAACCCAUCACAUGUCUGAUUACUUGUAAGACUAUCUUUCUUUCUUUUGUCUGCGUGACUGCUUCUCUCUCUCUCUAUUAUAUAAGUCUCGUCACAUCUCAACAAUUACUAAAUUCAUAGUUUUUUCAUUUGGAGAUCUCUGACAUGUCUGUAGAGAAACAGGCUUCGGAGAGCAAGAACAAUGGAAGUUAUUAUAGAUGCUUGUCAUUCUCGUUCGUGGAGUCAUCAUCAACGGAUGGGAAGAAGAACAAACCAUUGUCGUUGAAUCGUAUGGAUUCAAAGAUGCUCAAGGCAGAUAUUGUGAAGUGGGUAAAGCGUGUAGCAGCCUACGCUCGUCAACUUAGCUCCAGAAAACGAGAUUAAGAAACAUGAAAGGAGAAAGGUUGGUGUGAUGAUGAAUUGAUGAUCCUUCCUUCUUCUUCUAUCAUUCUAAAAGAUUUUUGAGAAGUAUUAUUUCACAAAAUAUAUAGGAUAAUAUUUCAUUUUUGUAUUUCUCAAUGCAACAAAAUAGUGGUUUUGUAUUUAUUAUUCCAGCUUGUAAUCUAGUGAGAUGAUCUUAUCUAUUAAGAAGUGUAUAUGUAUAUUCUCUUUCAGGUUCUUAAGACCACAUUUGAUUUU
Molecule: messenger RNA, 2271 nt
Organism: Brassica napus (rape)
Lineage: Eukaryota; Viridiplantae; Streptophyta; Magnoliopsida; Brassicales; Brassicaceae
Exons: 1
Coding region: 1798-2016 (72 amino acids)
Source: RefSeq, a predicted model, not a curated record